AGAGUUGCUCUUUGAGCGUUGAAGAGAUCAUAUCUUAAUCGAGCAUCAUGACUGGCCGUGGAAAGGGAGGAAAGGGAUUGGGAAAGGGAGGAGCGAAGCGUCACAGGAAGGUUUUGCGUGAUAACAUCCAAGGUAUCACCAAACCAGCCAUCCGUCGUCUGGCUCGUCGUGGCGGUGUGAAACGUAUUUCUGGAUUGAUCUACGAAGAAACUCGUGGUGUUUUGAAAGUUUUCCUUGAAAACGUUAUCCGCGACGCUGUUACCUACACCGAGCACGCCAAGAGGAAGACUGUGACUGCAAUGGAUGUCGUAUACGCUCUGAAGCGUCAAGGAAGAACCCUUUACGGUUUCGGUGGUUAAAUUUCCUAUUUCGACCAUCAUAUCCAUCAAAACGGCCCUUUUCAGGGCCACCAAAUCUUUAAACGACGAAAGCGCUCCAUUCGACAAUCAUUUAAUUUUUAAAAAUCUAUUCAAUUCUCAAACCUUGAAUAUAUGUUUCGUAUAUUUCGUACCUUCUAAGAAAUUUAGAAUGAAUUAACUGUUUGAUAGGUUAAUCUCGUUGAGUAAACUUAUUUAAUUUUAGAAUUGAAAUCGUAGUGUAGGUUUGUUUAGUAUUAACCAUUUUUUUAUAAGAUUUGGCAUUGCAUAUAAGUAUCUAGAAUUUUUGUGGUUUAUAGUUACUUCUUGAAAGUCCCAAUGUCAGAUUUAAACUGUUACGUCAACGACCGAUAUGGAAGGCGUGUGUAGCGUCGUCCGUUGCUCUCUUCGCAUUGCUUCUGCAUUAUAAAUGGAUUCUUUUCUAAAUGGAAUUUACGUUAAAGUUAUUUUAUGAAUCAUCCGAGCAAUAUCUUACUGGCAUUCUGUUGUCAAAAGGAGAACGAAACUUGGCAUAAAGACAAACCUAACCUCAGCCUUGGGAGUCACCCCUAUAAUCGAUUCCCAUACCGAAGGGAUUAAUGUAUGGCUUUAUGGGCUUGGCUCCUACCUAUGACGAAAUGUGAAGCUUUUAUAAUUAUUGUAGCGUAAUAUUAUUGAAAUAAACAUGUGUGUAUUCGUCCCGA
Megalopta genalis is the source of this 1060-nucleotide messenger RNA. RefSeq names its product histone H4. The record is from RefSeq and is a predicted model, not a curated record. NCBI's taxonomy places the organism in Eukaryota, Metazoa, Arthropoda, Insecta, Hymenoptera, Halictidae. Gene Ontology annotation, cellular component: nucleosome. Gene Ontology annotation, molecular function: structural constituent of chromatin; DNA binding; protein heterodimerization activity.